AGCUGAUGGUUAUGGGGACGUAAGUAGGGAGUUUCAUUUUCACAACUGUAAUUCGUGAAUUUGCUCGUUUUAGGGCAGGACACGACUUUCGGUAGGAGCUGUAAUCGUAGGGAUUUCAGUACGGCUGUGAAGGCUGCUUUUGCCGGGGUCUCAGCGCGGUCCUGAGAGGCGCUUUUUGCCGGGGUCUCGGCGCACUCGUACGGACUGCCUCUUUCGGGUUUCCGCCUGCUGCCCGGAAGGGAUCGGAAAGCAGGGGCAGCGUCACGGCCUUCGGAGGCCCGAAACACAGCGGGGAAGGAGGGGAAGAAAAGAAAAGAAAGAAGACAGAAAGAAAGGGCCCGCUGGUUGCCAAACCGGAGAAUUUACCGAAGAACUUGAGCACCUCGUCGCCUUUCUUCGAUACCCGCGAUCCGCUUUGUCUUAAGUUACUAGAACCAGCCUAGGUCGGACCGAUGAUCGCUAGCCGGUACUGAUAACUGGGUCAGCUUGCACAAUUAUCAUUAACCAGGCUGAAUGAACCACGACAAACGGCCGGUUUCCUAGGUUCCCAGGGCUCUGCCAGUAACAACAGGGGUGAAGAGGAGAAGGUCAACUAAAGUCAGACGCCAAAAUGACUAGCUCACCAGCUGCUAGGAUAGUUCACAACUACAAACGGACCUCCAGUCCUCGAUCUCCUACUAACACAGGGGAGCUCUUCACGCCAGCGCAUGAGGAGAACGUGCGUUUCAUCCAUGACACCUGGCAGUGUGUCAUGAGAGACAUCAAGUCCUCCCAGAACAGUGAUCGAGGGCCUCAGGAAUAUGUGGAAAAAACCCCAAACCCUGCCCUGCAUUCUUUCACACCAGUCGACCUCAGUGACAUCAAAAGGCGAAGCACACAGGACUCCAAAAAGUCUUAGAUGUCUGUCCUAACAUGUCUGGCUUUUCCAUUGUUCCCGAGACUCUCUUCCAACGAUCCUUUUUAUCAGCUGACCAGCCAUUUGACCAGUCCCAGGAUGGCCUGUGUUCUGGGCUCCCAGCACUGCUUACUGGCCCUUCUACAGCUACAGUACAGUGACUGACCCCAUUUCCUGGCCCUGCUGCAUGGGAAGUCGCGUUGACAUCUCGCUGACAUCCUCAGAGCUUUGCUCUGUUUGACUUCUGAUUUUUUGGCGUCCCUGUUGGGGAGGUGAGAGAUCAAUGGAGUUAGCAUUGUGUUUCUCACUGUGGUUUUUCUUUCCACUUGAUUCCUGGAUACUGGAAAUAUUCUGGCAGUGGGAAAAAUGACACUUGUUGGAAUUGGGUUAUUUAAAAUUGUUUUUCAUACAAAAUGUAUUAUUGGAGCUAAAGCAGACUAUCAUGGUGGUAGUGCUGAUUAGCCGAUUUUAAAGGUCAAUCCACUUAUUUUCUCUUGGCAGGUUUACAGUCUUUCUUUUUGCUCUACUGAUUUUCCUGACUACAUGAUUGGCAGAAUGUGAGGAUUUCUAAUGGCUGGUGACAUUUUUAGGUGAAACUAGUAUGAUAGAAUAAUGGUGAUGAGGUUGAGUUACGCUAAGCAGACAUUUUAGGAUAAUUUCUGACUUUCUGACCAGCUCCUUGCAAAAUGACUGUCUGGUCAUAUUUCAGGCAAUUCAUUGUCCUACAAAAUGUAUUUAUUUUAAAGUAAUUGCAGAUGCAGAUACUAGUUACACAAUGCUGAUGUAACAGUAUCUUGCUAAAGAUCAGUUAUGAUGAAGAGCUUCACUUGCAGGUAUUGUGAAUUGUUUACCUUGGUUAAGCAGAUAAUUAUGUUAUAUUCAAACUCUUCCCUGUAAUAUGCUGACAAGUUAUUGUUUCCUCCUAAAAUCAUGUUUUUAACAUUUAGAACCCUUUUGUUAUUAUAUUAUAAACAAUUAAUAUAUACCCCA
Paramormyrops kingsleyae is the source of this 1885-nucleotide messenger RNA. RefSeq names its product mapk-regulated corepressor-interacting protein 1. The record is from RefSeq and is a predicted model, not a curated record. Lineage: Eukaryota; Metazoa; Chordata; Actinopteri; Osteoglossiformes; Mormyridae.